AUGGGGCCCCUGGGCAAUAGGGGAUCAUGGGGCCCCUGUGUCCUUGCCCAAACUAAAAAAAGCCUAUGAAAAAGGUACCAGGGGCAUCUCAUGGGGCCCUACUGACCCCAGGCCCUCGGGCAGUGCAAGAGUUUCCAAAUGGUCAGUCCGCCCCUGGCCAGGAUCCCUAAAAACUGCAACAUGCAGGGGCGGACUGAUAACUCAUGGGGCCCCCGGGCAAUAGGGGAUCAUGGGGCCCCUGUGUCCUUGCCCAAACUUAAAAAAGCCUAUGAAAAAGGUACCAGGGGCAUCUCAUGGGGCCCCCUACUGACCCCGGGCCCUCGGGCAGUGCCUGGGUUUCCAAAUGGUCAGUCCGCCCCU
Messenger RNA from Staurois parvus, 360 nucleotides. The record is from the annotation of a GenBank genome assembly. NCBI's taxonomy places the organism in Eukaryota, Metazoa, Chordata, Amphibia, Anura, Ranidae.